Messenger RNA from Vicia faba (fava bean), 375 nucleotides. The record is from the annotation of a GenBank genome assembly. NCBI's taxonomy places the organism in Eukaryota, Viridiplantae, Streptophyta, Magnoliopsida, Fabales, Fabaceae.
AUGACUCUUGCUGUAGCCGUAGGUUGUCUCACCCACAUGCCAAUGCUGCCAACCUCCAACUGUACCUCUAAAAAAUUAGUGAUAAUUACCAUAGGCGAAUUAUAUUUAGUGUUUCUUCUCGGAAAAUGCAUCGUUAACGAUAAAAAGAAAAGACAAGUUGAAAGAAAAAGAAGUAAUCUUGGUAGCACAGGUGCCGGAGGAGGAGGGUCUAAUCCUGGUACCACGAAAAUCAUUGAUCAGCGACCAGAAAAUGCUGAAGAUGGUGAAGUACUUGACAACAAUACUUUUGCAUUUGAUUUCACUCACAACGAGUGGUUGGUCAUUUUUCUUUUUCUCAUCCUGUUGAUGGAUUCGACAUGCUUUAAAACUAAUUAA